This is a messenger RNA of Eimeria maxima, 6584 nucleotides long. RefSeq lists its product as hypothetical. The annotation marks the transcript as partial. The transcript is spliced from 4 exons. The record is from RefSeq and is a predicted model, not a curated record. NCBI's taxonomy places the organism in Eukaryota, Apicomplexa, Conoidasida, Eucoccidiorida, Eimeriidae.
GACGCUUCUGGCGUCUCUUUGGCCUCCGCCGAUGUCCCCCAGGCCCACAGACGUUGCCCCCUUCUUUAGUGUUAUCCAUUUGGGCUGCUCGCGGGGUCAAACAUAACGGCUCUUACAGACUUGAAGUCGAGUGCGGAGCUGCAUCCCCGAGACACAGCAACUGGGCAGAGGGGACAAAGGCUCUUGUGCCACUGCAGUUCACUUGUGGUCUCCUCGGAGUGUCUCCAAGGGAACAGCUAAAGUUUUCCUUGUGGAGGAGGAGGCUCGUGCAAGACGACAAGUGCGUGGGUGUUGCCUACAUGGCCUGCUGUCUCAUUCCUCAUGAGGUGACGAGUGUCUGCCGUUUGCCUUUGGAGCACAAGUCGAGGAAGAGUGGGAUUUUAGUUGUUGAGGCCUUCCGGUUUCUCCCCAGGAUCCCUGCUGCUGCUGCUGCCGCUGCUGCUGCCGUUGCGGCGGCAGCUGCAGCUACCGCAGCCGAUGCUGAGCCCGGGGCAGAUGCUGAUGCUGCUCCUCCUCCUGCUGCACUUGCGGUGGAAGAGGAACAACUGAGGCGACAAUGGCAGCAAGGACCUGAAGGAAGCCACAAAACGCUCCCAGGGCAAACGCCGAAGCGGCCAGCAGCAAAAGCAGAAGCAGCAACAAGAGCUGCUGCUUCUGAUGGGCCGCAACAGCAGCAGCAGGCAGACACACCCGUUGCAGCGAAUCAGGAGACUGGCAGCAGCAGCCUCUUUGUGGAUCUCCUUGACCUAUUUGACCCUGCGGAAGAGCGCCAACAGCAGCAGCAACGGCAGCAGGAGCAACAACAGCAGCAGAAACAGCAACAGCAAUCCGACCAGGAGCAAUUGCUUCCACGGGGUACUCGAACUCUCGCCGCUCCUAAUGGCGAGGGUGUUAACGAGCUGCUGCUGCUAGAGCGAUCACUGCAGCAGCAGCUGCCGCUUCGGGAACAGCAACAGCAACAGCAGCCGCAACAGCAACCCGCACCUGCAGAGCAACAGGAGAAACGUGAAGAAUUGCCCCUUCACAGCCGUGAGGAAGUGCAGGAACUGCCGUCAGUGGAGCAGCAGCAGCAGCCUUCCAUGGUGCAACAACAGCAACCAGGCAAGCCGCUAGCGUCACCCCCUCAAAAUGAGCAGCAACAACAGCAACAGCAGGAACAACAACAACAGCGGGAGCAGCAACAGAGGCAACACCAACAAGAGAAGCAGCAGCAACAGCAGCAACAGCGUCGUUCCUAUGCAGCUCUAGAUGCCCUCUUUUACGCAGACGUGGCGGCUCACUGCAGAGACCCCGCAACAGCAGCAGCAGCACGAUCAGCUGCUGCAGCAGCAGCUGCUGCUGCUGAGUUGCCCUCUUCUGUAGGGCAGGAGUUGAUGCAGAAGAUAACGCAAUCGCUGCCAGAGUUGCAGCAGCUGCAGCAGCAGUUGCAGCAGGAAGCCCAGCAACAGGAAAUGGCAGGUGGAGCCGCUGCACCAGCAUACAAGGAGCAGCAGCAACAGCUGCAGCCUGUGGAAUCCACCGGCGCUACAGAUGAUGCUGCAUCCCCUGCAGCAGACCAGCUUCCGCCUGCUUGUGUUGCGGCAGCUGGACCGAAUAGAGCUGCAGUUACGCCUGGUGGAGGGCCAGAAUAUCUGCAGGGAGGCGUCCGUUCCGCAGGGCAGCAGCAAGAGCAGGAUGAAAGCGGGAGUGCGAGCGCAGCAGCAACAGCAGCAGCUGCACCGACAGCAGCUGCAGCAUCGACCCCAUCUGCAACAGCAGCACCAACAUCAUAUACUGGAGGCAUGUCGGCAGAACCGCUUAUCGGGGUUUUCCCUAAAGAGCCUUCCCCUGCAGCUGCUCCUCCUACACCUGUUCGUACUGCAGGGGUUCCCAUUGUUGCUGCUCCCGCUGCUGCACGAGCUGUUCAUCUUUCUGCAAGCAGCAAGGCAACUAGUGCAGCUUCUCCAGAAACUACUCGUGGUCUUGCAGAUGCAGCAGCAACAGCAGCAACAGCAGCUGUUUCUGCUGCUGCUGCUGUUCCACAAGACGUUUUGCCGGCUAUAACAGUAGCCGCACCUCACGAUGCUUCUCCUAGCACUGCUCCUCCAGCUCCUGCGGCUGCAGUUGCUCGUACUGUUGCAGUUGCUCCUUCAGCGGUAGCUGCUCCUGAGUUUGCUCUUACUCCUGCAGCAGCUGCUCGUGCUACAGGUGCUGCUGCUCCUGCUGCUGCCGGAGUGAAGGCGUCCAGUAGAGGCGGAGUGCGUGUGUUCUCGGACGAGGGGAAUGAUGCGAGCCGACUGCAGCAACAGACGCAAAAUUGUGAGCGGCCGCGGCAGCAGCGGCAGCAGCAGGAACACCACGCGCCUCAGUGGCCAGCAGGACGAGGCGUUGGUAUUGCGGCGCCAGCAGCAGCAGGAUCAACAGCACCUCCAGCAGCAGCAGAUACAGCUACAGCAGCAGAAGGGGGCGACUGGCCACCACCUCGUAGGCCAACAGGGUGGCUCCCCACACCUCCAGUUGGGAAUUUUGUGUUCAAGCAGCAGCAGCUGCUGCGUCAGCAGCAGCAGCAACAUCAUCCCCACCAGCAGCACCAUGCUUCUCCCUUAUCGCAACCAGCGGACGCCCAACCACAGCAGCUACAACAGCCGCCACAGCUGCAACAACAGCAACCGCAGCAGCCGCAGCCACCCGGAGUCCUCUUUCCAGCAGCCGAUGAGCACCAGCAGCUGAUUCCACACCAGCAGUUCCAUCUACAACAGUCGCAGCAGCAGAUGCUGCCGCCGCAGCAGCAGAUGCCGCCGCAUCAGCAGAUGCUGCCGCAGCAGCAGAGCUUUCCCCAACCGAUGUGGCCACAGCAGGCGCACCAGCUGCAAAUCCCACAGCCGCAGGCGCUUCCGCAGCAGAUGCAGCCGCAGCAACAACAGCAGCAACAGUCACAGCGGCAACAGAUCACGAAGAAAUUUUUCAGUGUCUUUAGUCCAUUCCCUGAAAAGCAGCGGCGAGCGCCUUCACCCACUGAGACCGAGGAGUCAACCCUGUAUGCGGAGCAGCAGCAGCAACAGAAACAGCAGCCACCACUGCAGCACGAGCACUUGACACCUCGCCAACCUCCAUCACACCAGCAGAUACAGCAGCAGCAACCGCAGCCGCAGCAGCAGCAACCGCAGCGGCAGCCGACUCCGGAUGCCGAGAAGAAGCGGAGUCUCUUCAGUCUCCCCUUCCGGCUACGUCGUGGUGCUGGAGGCAGCAAUACCAGCAACAGUGCUGCUGCUGUACCGACGGCAGCAAAAGCUGGUGCAUCUGCUGCUGCAGAUGGACAAGCCUCCGAGAGAGCCAGAGGAGGAGAGGCGGCAGACGACCGAGAGCAUCAGCUGGGAAUGCAGCAGUCGACUCCUUAUUGUUCCUUUGGAGCUCACAGGGAAAAUACAGAAGAAACAGAAGCUGCAGAAGCAGCAGCAGAAUCAUCGUCAACCGCCACGGAUUUUGCUGGAGGCAGUCCUCGUCCAUCGUUGCAAUGCUUUCCUGUGGAGUUCCCAGAGUCUGCCCCUGCAGUUUCACCGGCGGCAGCAAAGGGGAAGCCUGCUGCUGCUGUAGCUGCUCCGCAGUUUCCAGCUGCAGCAGAUGACGACGACCCUUUCAAGUUUCAGUUCAAAUCUCCCAUGUCUGCAGCAGCAGCAACAGCAGCAGCUCCGGCUGUCCGUUCACCUCCGCAGCACGGCCACACAUGGUCGGCCCCCCUGAGGCUCCCCGACGAGCCGCCGGGAGAAGAAGAGGAUGAACUGCGGCAGCAGGAGCAGCAAGGGGAACGGGAGAGUGACUCUUGGUGGGUACUCCCAGAACGCGAGACAGCUGAAGUGCCUGAGAGGAAAGCAAGCAAAGGGGAGAAGCAAAAGAAGCAGCAGCAUGACCGCCUGCAGCAGCAGCCACAGCAUAAGCAGCAGCAGCAACGGGGAAGUACGCAGCAGCAGCAGGAGCAUCAGCAGCACCAGAGUCUUCCUAGGAAUGAUGAGCGGGAACUCAAAGUGUCUAAACAGCAUUCUGUCUCCUUAUCCCCCUUGCCAUCUCUACGUGCCUCUGAGGGGCCCCAGAGCUCUCGAUUGUCUUCGUAUAAAAUAAUUGCAGCAGCUGCUGCAGUUGAUGGUGCUGCAACAGCUGAUGGUGCUGCAGUAGCUGAUGGUGCUACAGUAGCUGAUGGUGUUGCAGUAGCUGAUGGUGCUGCAGUAGCUGAUGGUGCUGCAGUAACUGAUGGUGCUGCAGUAACUGAUGGUGCUGCAGCACCAAAUGGUGCUGCAGCACCAGAUGGUGCUACAGCAGCCAAUGCUGAUGCUUCAUCUGAUGGUGCAGCUGAUGUUGAUGCUGCAGCUGAUGCUGCUGUGGAGCCUGCUGCGGCUGCUACACGAGGUGCUGCUGCAGCAAAGCAUGGAAAGAAGAAGGACCAACAGCAGGCUUCACGCAAAUCGAAACAUCACAAGAAAAGUGCUGCUGCUGCAGUGGGACAAGACACACACGAUGAGGGCUUCCCGCCUGGCUGGGGAGAGACCUGGUUGGAGGCUGAGGCAGCAACAGAAGAAGCAGGUAUGGCAGCAGCAGCAGAGCAGCACCAGCAGCAACAGCACCACCACCAAAUGAUGUACUGGCCCACAGGCCUCUACUCCGGACUGCACAGCUCUUCUCCAAGCGCGGCAAGCGAGAAGAAGCAGCAGAAGCAGCAGCAGCGGGUGUUGGCAGCUAUGCAGGCAGCUAACGCGCACAGCCCACUUCAGGGGAGUCACUACACUACCUGUCAUUCAAAGCAGCAGCAGCAGCAGCAGCCACCUCAUGUGCUGGAGUACGCUGGCCCGCAGCUGCAGUACACCCCUCAGCAACUACAGAAUUUGCAAUACCAGCGUCGACUCCAGAUGCAACCGCAGCAGCUGCAGCAGCUGCACCAGCAGCAGCUGCACCAGCAGCUGCUGCAGCAGCAGCAGCUGCAACACCAGCAGCUGCAACACCAGCAGCUGCAACAGCAACAGCUGCAACAGCAGCAGCUGCAACAGCAUCAGCUGCAACAGCAACAGCUGCAACAGCAACAGCUGCAACAGCAGCAGCUGCAACAGCAGAAGCUGGUGCCAGGACAGGCGCUUCUUUCAGGAAACACGCACCAGCCGUUGGCCUACGCGCCUCCACUGGGCGGCAGAAUGGAAGAAUCUCAACAAUCGUGGAUGAUGGGGCCUCUGCAGCAGGCUGCUGCUCCAAGUACGCCGCAGCAACAACACCAGCAGCAAUACCUGCAGCAGCAGCCGCAGCAAAGAUUCCCACCACCUACGGACAUACACCCUAACGCCUGUGAGCCACCGGAGCAGCCAUACGCAGCUGGGAUGAUGUUGCUGAAGCAGAAGCAGCAGCAGCAGCAGCAGCAGCAGCAGCCGUUGCCAGACCCAAAGCGUGCCAUGCAGCAUCAGGACUUCCCGGCCCCUGGAGUUCCCCAUGGAAUGCUGGUUACUGCCCAGCAGCCAGUGCAGCAGCUGCAGCAACCACAGCCGCAGCUAGGGCAGCAGCAGUUGCAACAGCAAGAAAUGGCGGUGCAGCAGCAGACGGAGCAGCAAUUGCAACAUUAUUACCUGCAGGAGCAGCAAACUCGUCGCCAGCGACAUAAACAGCAGCAGCAACUGAUGCAUCAACAGCUGCGCAUGCAGCACUCCACGUAUCCACAGUCACUAGUGCAGCAGCAGCAGCAUUCCCAGCAGAACCCGGUUGACGCAGGGGAGCAACACGAGCACCGGUCUCGUCACAAGCAUUCUCGUGUGCGUCCGCAGCAGCAGCCUUCGCUGCAACAGCAACUCCCACAGCAACAGCUGCAGCAGCCCUGGCAGCAGCAGCAGCAGCUGGCCGUGCACUUCCCACCGCUCGCAGUGAUCCAGGGAGGCGCGCCUCCUGGGCAGCAGACGCUGCAGCAGCAGCAGCAGCAGCCCCACUAUAAGCAGAGCCCCUGGGCCCAGCAUUUGCAUCUGGCCCCAGAAAUGCACCAGCAGCAGCAGCUGCAGCUAGUGCAUCAGCAACAGGAGCCUCUGCUUCAGCAGCAGCAGCACCUUCAGCAACAGCUGCAGCCACACCUGCAGCACCCGCUGGGAAGGCCCGUGGUUGUGAGUAGCGUUCAUGCUCCCAUGCAGCAACAACUUCAUCUUCAGCAGCAGCAGCAACAGCAACACCAACAACAAGCGCAGGUGUCUUUUAGCCGCAAUCCUUUUGCCCAGCCUCGCAGCAGCCGGUUGGCUACUGGUGCGCUUCUGCCUUUGUUGACUUGCUGCUGUGGCGCUGCCGCUGCUGCAUUGGCUGCUGCCGCCGAAGCAGCACAAACUGUUCCAAUAACAGGUAUUGAAAGUCUCUACAGGUCGGCGAUCUUGCCGUACACUGCAGCAGGAGAGCGACAGAAGCAGCAGCGAAUAGCAGCAACAGAAGCAGCAAGUAGUAGUAGUAGUAGUAGUAGUAGUAGUAGUAGUAGUACAUGCAGCUACAGAAAGAGCAGGGGAUUUGAACAGCGAGGGAGACAGAAUGGGCAAAUAGAGACAAGCAAAAUAGAGAAGGGCAGCAGUAGACUAGGGAACAAAAAGUUCUGCUGCUGCUAA